CCGGCCGCACGCACGCAUCGCAUUGCUCGGACACGAGACACAGGACCAGGAAGAGGUCAGAGGCUCAGAGCAGAGACGUCGCCGCGUGAGCUCCAGCUGCUCCAGCUUAUGGGUUCUUUGCAGUCGCAGACGCAGGAGAGCUACGUGAGGCUGCAGGGCCGGCGGUGGCGGCGGGCGGGGGCGAGGGGGUUCCGGCUGUGCCCGAGGAACCGGUUCUCCGUGCGGCGGCUGCGGGCCGAGUUUCUCACGUUCCUCGGCCUCGUCGGCCGCUACGUGCGCCAUCUCGUCAGGAGGCUCUCGACCUCGGGCGGCGGCGGCGGCGGCAACGGCGCCUGCGGACGGAGCAGCAGCAGAAGGGUUCUCGUCGGGGGCGGGAAGGACGCGGCGGCGGCGGCAGCGAGCAAGGGGCCGCGGAGGGCGGCGCCGUUCGUGCGGUCCAACUCGUUCUACUCGCAGGCCAUCGCCGACUGCCUCGAGUUCAUCAAGCGCAACUCCGUGCCCGUCGAGGACUACGGCACCGUCAGCGCCAGGAGAUAGGCAUUAGAGGCUCCGUUUUGGGACGAAACAUAAUCGAAGCAAAAAGGAAAAAAAAAAGCUAUAUGUGUUCCAAAUGGAGCCUGAAGAUGUGAAUCUGAUACAUACACGUACACACGGAUGUAAUAGGGUGUUUGAAAUUAGAGUUGCAAAUGUUGAAGUUUUUGACAUGUUCAUUCGCGCACGUUACCACAUUUUCCCAUCUGCCGUGUAUAAUCCAGAAUAUUUAGACCUUAAUUCCUGA
This is a messenger RNA of Setaria italica (foxtail millet), 778 nucleotides long. RefSeq lists its product as uncharacterized. The transcript has a single exon. Lineage: Eukaryota; Viridiplantae; Streptophyta; Magnoliopsida; Poales; Poaceae. The record is from RefSeq and is a predicted model, not a curated record. Bases 109 to 537 code for a protein of 142 amino acids.